AUGAGGUACCAUGGCGUGCAGAAGUACGGCAGGAGGUACGCCGCCACGCUCUUGAACCCGUUCGUGAAGAAGGUGAUCUGGCUCAGCUCGUACGGGACUCCCGCGGAGGCCGCGUACGCCUACGACGCCGCGGCGAGGAGUGUGAUUAGGCACUGGGCCAGGCUCAACUUCCCCGAGCUCUCGCCGGCGGCAAGGGAGGUCGCCGCGGUGGAUCUCACGCGGAUGAGACGCGCUCCGGAGCCCGCACACCAGCAGCAGCCGGCUCUUCGACGUCAGGCGCUGCUCAUCCGCUGCUGGGCUCCUGAGCCGGCUGGCGCCGCGCCGCCGGCGUUCCCGUUCCAGCGCGAGGUGACACCACAGGUCUAUCGGGUCCACUACCGUCCAUUUUCCGCAGCCAUCGGGGGUGAACUCUACGCCACGCCUUUCGUGCUGGGCGUGCACGAUCUCAACGAGCCAAUGCCCAACGCUCCGGCAAGCAGCGCACUGAGUAGCACGAAGCCCGGCUUGGCUGCCGCGGCCCCUAACCGCCGCGAGCUGCCCAACCCGUCGGCAAUGGCCAUGGAGCCCGACCAGUCCGUGGUCGGGGAUAACUUCACUUACGUCGACGGUGCAUCCUUGCCUGCUGCGCCUACGUUCGGCUGGGUGUGGUAA
Molecule: messenger RNA, 651 nt
Organism: Setaria italica (foxtail millet)
Lineage: Eukaryota; Viridiplantae; Streptophyta; Magnoliopsida; Poales; Poaceae
Product: ethylene-responsive transcription factor 12
Exons: 1
Coding region: 1-651 (216 amino acids)
Biological process (GO): regulation of DNA-templated transcription
Molecular function (GO): DNA-binding transcription factor activity; DNA binding
Source: RefSeq, a predicted model, not a curated record